This is a messenger RNA of Hippoglossus stenolepis (Pacific halibut), 1401 nucleotides long. Its product is annotated as four and a half LIM domains protein 2. The transcript is spliced from 5 exons. The coding region runs from base 300 to 1145 and encodes 281 amino acids. Gene Ontology annotation, cellular component: Z disc; nucleus. The record is from RefSeq and is a predicted model, not a curated record. Lineage: Eukaryota; Metazoa; Chordata; Actinopteri; Pleuronectiformes; Pleuronectidae. Gene Ontology annotation, molecular function: transcription coregulator activity.
UCCUGCCUCACCGCUUUUCGUCCCGGUGCCUGGUCCACUCUCUCUCUGCAGCCCCCAGCUUUACAGCCUCAUCCUCGCUCCAUAUCAGCCGAGGUCGACACAACACUGCUUUUUUUUCUCCGAUUCUCGCAAAAGAAGGGGAAGAGAAACUGCUUGGUGUCUUUGCUUGGCUGGUGAGAGGGGUAAGAGAUUGCCUGGACUAUUAAAGGAGCUUUUUUCCAUCUCUCCCCACUUUACUUUAUUGUCCAAUCUUCCUGCCGCUGCUCUCUUUGACCUUCAGCUAAGAAAAGCAGACGACGAUGUCCACCAGCGAGCGUUUCGACUGCCAUUACUGCAAGGACUCCCUGCUGGGGAAGAAGUACAUAAUGAAAGAGGACAUGCAGUACUGCACUAAGUGCUAUGAGAACCUGUUCGCCAACUGCUGUGAGGGAUGCUCUUUACCAAUUGGCUGCAACUGCAAGGACCUGUCCUAUAAGGAUCGCCACUGGCACGACCAGUGCUUCAAGUGCGCCAAGUGCAGCCGCUCUCUGGUGGAGAAGGCCUUUUCCGCCAAAGAUGAUUUAUUGCUCUGCACCGAGUGCCAUGCCAAUGAUUAUUCCUCCAAGUGUACCACCUGCAAGAAAACCGUCAUGCCAGGUUCCCGCAAAAUGGAAUACAAGGGGAACAGCUGGCAUGAGACCUGCUUCCUGUGCCACCGCUGCCAGCAGCCAAUAGGAACCAAGUCCUUCAUCCCCAAAGACACUGGCUACUUCUGCGUGCCCUGCUUCGAGAAGCAGUUUGCCUACCAGUGCUGUGCCUGUAAGAAGUCCAUCACAACAGGUGGAGUGACGUACCAGGACAAGCCGUGGCACCGUGACUGCUUCCUAUGCAUUGGCUGCAGAAAGCAGCUGUCGGGCCAGCGCUUCACCUCCCGGGACAACUUCCCCUACUGCCUCGAAUGCUUCAGCAACCUGUAUGCAAAGAAGUGUGUCGGCUGCACCAAGUCCAUCACCAGUCUGGCAGGGGCCAAGUACAUCUCCUUCGAGGAGCGCCAGUGGCACAGCGAGUGUUUCAUCUGCAUGCAGUGCUCCAUGUCGCUGGUGGGACGCGGCUUCCUCACCCAGCGCGACAACAUCUUGUGCACCGACUGUGGCAGGGAGAAGUGAUCUUUCCACCGGGGGUCACUGCUUAAUCCGAAUAACAGCAGGGCCUAAUGCUCGGAUACAGAUACCGUAGAUUCAUGAAUAAUUUUCUUCUCAGCGUGUCUGAUGCAUAAACAAACUUUGAAUGUCAAACGCUUGGUGUUAUAAAUGAACAUGAGUUCGCUCACACUGCCCACACACACACACACACACACACACACACACACACACACACACACACACACACACACACACACACACACACACACACACACACACA